This is a messenger RNA of Cheilinus undulatus (humphead wrasse), 3174 nucleotides long. It is a transcript of the gene scd, whose product is annotated as stearoyl-CoA desaturase (delta-9-desaturase). Gene Ontology annotation, cellular component: endoplasmic reticulum membrane. Gene Ontology annotation, biological process: unsaturated fatty acid biosynthetic process; response to fatty acid. The record is from RefSeq and is a predicted model, not a curated record. Gene Ontology annotation, molecular function: stearoyl-CoA 9-desaturase activity; palmitoyl-CoA 9-desaturase activity; iron ion binding. Lineage: Eukaryota; Metazoa; Chordata; Actinopteri; Labriformes; Labridae. Bases 152 to 1159 code for a protein of 335 amino acids. The transcript is spliced from 6 exons.
AUUGAUUCGCUCGCUGCAGAUCUGACUAUCACUCUCCCUUUCUGGUUUACUGUACUUUUGUCAGAACAGCUUUGUCUCCUUUAAAUACCAAAAUUUCAUUCUGUUACCCUUCCGCAGGCCUUUUGAGCAUCACCACACCGCUGGCAGCACCAUGACGGAGGCGGAGGCGUUGGAGAAGAAGCAGCAGCAGCACAAGCCCAGCAACGGGAAUGUUCCUCCCGAGGCCAUCAGAGAAGACGUGUUUGAUCACACAUACAAAGAGAAAGAAGGCCCUAAACCUGCCAUGAUCAUCGUAUGGAAAAAUGUCAUAUUGAUGAGUCUGUUGCAUAUAGGUGCCGUGUACGCCUUGUUCCUCAUCCCUUCCGCUUCUCCUUCGACCUUGCUUUGGUCUGUACUUUGUUUUUUGAUAAGUGCUUUAGGAGUCACUGCAGGAGCUCAUCGCCUGUGGAGUCACAGAUCCUACAAGGCCACAUUACCUCUAAAGAUCUUUCUUAGUGUUGCUAACUCCAUGGCAUUUCAGAAUGAUAUCUUUGAAUGGGCUCGAGACCACAGGGUUCACCACAAAUAUUCAGAGACUGAUGCCGACCCUCACAACGCCGUGCGGGGCUUCUUCUUUGCUCACAUCGGCUGGCUGCUCGUUCGCAAACAUCCCGAUGUCAUUGAGAAAGGACGAAAGCUGGAGCUGAACGACUUGCGAUCUGACAAAGUUGUAAUGUUUCAGAGGAAGUAUUACAAGCCAUCCGUGCUGCUCAUGUGCUUCUUCAUCCCCAUGUUCGUGCCUUGGUACCUGUGGGGGGAGUCCCUCUGGGUGGCCUACUUCAUCCCAGCUCUGCUGAGGUACACCUUGGUGCUGAACGCCACCUGGCUGGUGAACAGCGCAGCUCACAUGUGGGGGAACAGGCCCUAUGACAGGAACAUCAACCCCAGGGAGAACAAGUUUGUUGCAUUCAGCGCCAUAGGUGAAGGAUUUCACAACUACCACCACUCCUUCCCCUACGACUAUGCAACCAGCGAGUUUGGCUGCAGGUGGAACCUUACCACUUGUUUCAUCGACUUCAUGUGCUUCCUGGGCCUGGCCAAGGACCGCAAGAGGGUGUCCCACGAGAUGGUCAUGGCCCGAGCACAGCGCACGGGAGACGGAAGCUACCGGAGUGGCUAAGAUUGUUGAACUGUGUUCAGCUUCAAGGCAAAACGACAAAAAAAAGAAGCUUCACAGUCCUUUGACAGCUCUACAUUCUUCAUCCUCUGUGGACACAAGUCUGCUUAAUGAGGGCCUCGACCACAUUUUGCUUGUUUUUGUGGUUUUUUUGUAGCUGUAACUAAACAAAUUGUUCAAGAUGGAUAACAACCCAACACAUUUUGCAAAGCUUUCAGCCUUUGUUUCUACUGUUUCAGAUGGGCUGAAGUGUUGCAAAGAUGUUUUAGAUUUGAAGUAGAUCCGUUUUAAAAGUCAACUUCAUUCUCCGCUGUUUUCAUGCAAAUUCAUGUAGCUGAUCAUUUUUAUGUAAGUAUACUCAAUUAUUAAUCAAAGUAGACAAGUGGAGCACAGGCGUCAAGGUUUAAAUGAUGCUGAUUGGAGAAUGUUGCCUUUAUUGCGGUUUACAGCGAGGUUUUACUGUUCUGAUAUAAAUUCACAUUUUUGAGCACUCAGAGAGCUGAUAAAACAAGAAAAGUUUGAAUUUUGUUUGGUUAUGAAAAAGUUGCUGGCUUUAAUGAAAUGAGGCAUGUUUUGAAGCGUGAGGGAACCCAGACCAUCUUCUUGUAACGUGAAUAUACUGACAAAGCGGUAUGCCAAAAGUGUACAGUAAGUUGCAGCAUGGACUUCAUUUUCUCCUGCAGAAAACUGAACCAAGUUUGAGUUUUCUUAAAUACAUGAAGGGAUAGGUUUAUUGUUAAAUUGAAAACUGCCAUUGAAUAUUUACAGAAAUGGGAAAACGUGAUUUUAACUUGAAAACGUGAUGUUUGAGUUGUUUUUGUGUUUUUAAUGACUAUAUUAGAGUGCUAAAAGCGUGCCAAUCAUCGACAUACUUAAAACCAUCUCAGUAGAGCACACUAAGUCGAUAUUGCUUCUUCAGUUAACAUCAUUGUGGAAGUUUUUUAACAUUGUGGCAUCAGUGGCUUUGCUUCUUAUUUUAAGGUAUUUUACUACUUUUUGCCCUGAAUAUUCUGCAGCCGCAGAGAUCUCAUCUUGGUUGAUGUAGCAGCCGGUUGUGUGACAGUUCAGGUGUUACAAAAAACAAACACGCCGCCCAUGCAUGAUGAUAUUCUGUUGUAGGUGUCAUAGUAAGGUGUUUUCUUCAGUGACUCUAUGGCAGAGCUGUGCCUAUUUUUGUAACGUGCUGUGAAGCUGCAUCGCUUUCAGAGCAUCCAAACUGACGUUGGUAGUUUUUGAGAUGGGGUCUGGUUUCCCUUAGAUGUCCUAAAAUGGUGAUUGUCACUGCAAAACUAUCAGGUGCAUUGAUGUUUAUGUUCAGUUCUACCUGUAUUAUUUAUGUAUUUAUUUCUUUUAUUAUCGGAUUGGCUGAAUUCUUAAGGGAUUUUCUGCACUCCAAUAUUUGGCUGACAGUCUCGUAAUGUUUAAGAAGUUAAAGCACCUGUUUAUUUUUCCCCUAAGAGUCAGGAAACAACCAAAUGCCUUAUGACUUGCAUCCAUUCCUGAUCUUCUUCAUGUCCUGUCAGUCAAUCAAAAAGGUCCAAGCACCACAAAACAAAUCAGAAUGAGGUCAGUGUUUACAAGCUGAAGCACUGGGAGGAUCAUUUAUUCUGGAAACCACUUUUAAUUUAGGCAAAUGGUAGCAUGUUGACAUUGAAGUACUGUAAAUGCAAAUGGAGGAUAACAGGUGUCUCAUACAAACUCAAUCUGGUGCAACAUUCAGUUGCCAGAUUUAACUAUGGGCCUUGAUGGAUGUGCCAACUAGUUUUCAGCCCAUCAUGGUGCCCAAGUGUGAAAACUACAAAUCAAAGGUGCUGUCAUAAGAAUCUUAAAGCACUUAACAAACCCAAUAUACAAAAUACUAGCCAUGCAAACAAACUCUUGCUGCCCAUAGCGCCAAAAUCGACAUUUUCCCAACAGCGAGGAAGAUCAAAAAGGUUGUCGCUCUGAAUGAUUACGUCAAAUCUCAACUGUAUUCUAUUCUGAAAUAAAAUUCACAAUAUUUUCAAUACACUCGUUAU